Molecule: messenger RNA, 1590 nt
Organism: Capra hircus (goat)
Lineage: Eukaryota; Metazoa; Chordata; Mammalia; Artiodactyla; Bovidae
Gene: KCNS1
Product: potassium voltage-gated channel modifier subfamily S member 1
Exons: 3
Coding region: 1-1590 (529 amino acids)
Biological process (GO): protein homooligomerization; regulation of delayed rectifier potassium channel activity; potassium ion transmembrane transport
Cellular component (GO): membrane; voltage-gated potassium channel complex
Molecular function (GO): delayed rectifier potassium channel activity; protein binding
Source: RefSeq, a predicted model, not a curated record
AUGGUGACGCUGCUAGUUCAGGGAACGCAUCUUAAGAACUUCUGGUCUAAACUGAUUCUCCCAAUAACCCUAGAUAGCCAGGGUGCCUCAGCCAUGGUGAGCGAGUCCCCGGGGCCCGGCGCCCGGGUCCCUUGGCGGCGAAGCGACGAGGCGCUGCGCGUGAACGUGGGCGGCGUGCGGCGGCGGCUGAGCGCGCGAGCCCUGGCGCGCUUCCCAGGCACGCGGCUGGGCCGCCUGCAGGCCGCGGCGUCGGAGGAGCAGGCGCGGCGCCUGUGCGACGACUACGACGCGGCGGCGCGCGAGUUCUACUUCGAUCGGCACCCGGGCUUCUUCCUGGGCCUGCUGCACUUCUACCGCACUGGCCACCUGCACGUGCUCGACGAGCUGUGCGUCUUCGCCUUUGGCCAGGAGGCCGACUACUGGGGCCUGGGCGAGAGCGCGCUGGCCACGUGCUGCCGCGCGCGCUACCUGGAGCGGCGGGUGACGCGGCCGCGCGCCUGGGACGAGGACAGCGACACGCCGAGCAGCGUGGACCCGUGCCCCGAUGAGAUCUCCGACGUGCAGCGCGAGCUGGCGCGCUACGGGGCGGCGCGCUGCGGCCGCCUGCGCCGCCGCCUCUGGCUCACCAUGGAGAACCCGGGCUACUCGCUGCCCAGCAAGCUCUUCAGCUGCGUCUCCAUCGGCGUGGUGCUCGCCUCCAUCGCCGCCAUGUGCAUCCACAGCCUGCCCGAGUACCAGGCCCGCGAGGCGGCGGCCGCGGUGGCAGCGGUGGCCGCGGGCCGCAGCCCGGAGGGCGUGCGCGACGAUCCGGUGCUGCGGCGCCUCGAGUACUUCUGCAUCGCCUGGUUCAGCUUCGAGGUGUCGUCGCGCCUGCUGCUAGCGCCCAGCACGCGCAACUUCUUCUGCCACCCGCUCAACCUCAUUGACAUCGUGUCCGUGCUGCCCUUUUACCUUACGCUGCUGGCCGGUGCGGCGCUCCGAGACCGGGGCGGAGCGGGUGGCGAGGAGCUGGGCGAUCUGGGCAAGGUGGUGCAGGUGUUCCGUCUCAUGCGCAUCUUCCGCGUGCUCAAGUUGGCGCGCCACUCCACCGGCCUGCGCUCGCUGGGCGCAACACUCAAGCACAGCUACCGUGAGGUGGGCAUCUUGCUGUUGUAUCUGGCCGUGGGGGUGUCUGUGUUCUCUGGUGUGGCCUACACAGCCGAGAAGGAGGAGGACGUGGGCUUUGACACCAUCCCAGCCUGCUGGUGGUGGGGCACGGUGAGCAUGACCACCGUGGGCUAUGGGGACGUGGUGCCAGUGACGGUGGCUGGCAAGCUGGCAGCCUCGGGCUGCAUCCUGGGGGGCAUCCUGGUUGUGGCGCUCCCCAUCACCAUCAUCUUCAACAAGUUCUCCCACUUCUACCGGCGCCAGAAGGCUCUGGAAGCCGCCGUGCGCAACAGCGACCACCGGGAGUUUGAGGACUUGCUGAGCAGCAUCGAUGGGGUGUCAGAGGCAUCUCUGGAGACGUCUCGCGAGACCUCCCAGGAGGGCAGGUCUGAAGACCUGGAGGCCCAGGCCUCCAGUGGGCCUCCAAACUCUCAGCUGUAUUAA